This is a messenger RNA of Musca vetustissima, 354 nucleotides long. RefSeq lists its product as uncharacterized. Lineage: Eukaryota; Metazoa; Arthropoda; Insecta; Diptera; Muscidae. The transcript has 3 exons. The record is from RefSeq and is a predicted model, not a curated record. The coding region runs from base 98 to 343 and encodes 81 amino acids.
AAUGAAUACAUUACUUUACAACACUACAGCCAACUUCAGGUUGUACAUUGACAUUUUGCAAAUUUCUUGACUAGGAGACUUGUAGCAAAUCAAAAUAAUGGCUGACAAAGUUGUUGAAAAGCCCGUUGGCAACCCCAUGAAAUUCCCUUACACCUUUUCGGCUAAAAUUGCUCAAUUCCCAUUGAAGCACUACAUUAAGAACCAAUGGAUCUGGCGCUACUAUUUCCUUGCCUUCGGUUUGUCCAUCCCCGUCUUCUACAAGAUUAGCAAAUUGGCUAACUCUCCUGGUAACAAGAAAGCCUGGGCUGAAGCACAAGCCAAAGAACAUGCCGAACAUCAUUAAGAGUUUAAUAC